Pistacia vera is the source of this 2205-nucleotide messenger RNA. Its product is annotated as probable LRR receptor-like serine/threonine-protein kinase At1g56130. The transcript has 19 exons. The coding region runs from base 85 to 2046 and encodes 653 amino acids. The record is from RefSeq and is a predicted model, not a curated record. Lineage: Eukaryota; Viridiplantae; Streptophyta; Magnoliopsida; Sapindales; Anacardiaceae. Gene Ontology annotation, molecular function: protein binding.
UUGGACCUGCAUAAAUUUCUAGCCGGCCUACCACGACCCUCACUCUCUCUGUCUCUGUCGGUUUGUGUUUUGCUGCUGCACACCAUGGGGUUCUUGAGCUUUUCUUUGUUUGUUGUAUGGGCGCUUCAACUUGUUUCUGCACAAACAAUCACUGACCCUGCUGAAGUGGCUGCCCUCAACAAGAUGAUAGAUUACUGGAACUUAAGAAGCAAACUGAAUCUUACAAUUGACCCAUGUACUGAAAAUGCUCCAUGGGCAUCUGAGGAUGCAAAUCCACAUAUUAUAUGUGACUGCACCGCCAGUCCCUGUCACGUCACCCACCUAAAGAUCUAUGCUUUGGACAUUUUUGGAGAAAUACCAAGUGAACUGUUCGUACUAAGGAAGUUAAUGGACUUGAAUCUUGGUCAAAAUGUGUUAAAUGGACCCAUCCCAGCGGAAAUUGGAGAGUUAUCAGAAAUGCAGUACCUUAGCUUGGGCAUAAACAAUCUCACAGGUCAAGUGCCCGCAGAACUUGGCAAUCUCACCAAGCUGACGAGCCUAAGUUUUAGUUCAAAUAAUUUCUUUGGUCCAUUGCCCAAGGAGCUUGGGAAUUUGACAUCUUUACAGCAAUUGUAUAUUGACAGUAGUGGAGUGAGUGGACCAAUCCCAGAAGAAUUUGCAAAUUUGAAGUCCCUACAAAACCUAUGGGCAUCUGAUAAUAUAUUCACUGGAAAGCUUCCAGAAUUUUUUGGGACUCUUACAGAACUCAUUGACCUGCGACUUCAAGGAACAUUACUUGAAGGUCCAAUUCCAAGCAGCUUUGCUGCUCUCACAAAACUGACUGACCUGAGAAUCGGUGAUCUCAAUGGUGAAGAUUCUACUCUUGAUUUUCUAGAAAAUCUAAACAUUUUGUCUACUCUAUCUUUGAGAAACUGUCGAGUGUCAGGUCAAAUUCCUGAAGGACUUGCCAAAUUUGCUAGCUUGAAACUACUGGACUUGAGCUUCAAUAAGUUAACGGGUCGAAUACCCAACUCAUUUCAAGAUUUUGCUUCUUUAGAGUAUAUGUAUCUUGGAAACAACAACUUGAGCGGAGAGCUACCUGAGAAAAUCAUAAGUUCAAAACUCAUUGCAUUAGAUGUCUCAUACAAUCCCCUUUCGGGAAAUUUGGGCCAUAAUUCUGGCAAAGUAGGAUUAUCAGUGAAUGUUGUUGGAACUUCUACCAAUGCAAACAGUUUGCAAGAUCGGAAAACUUUUGGCUUGUUGCAGUGCCUCAAUGGCAAUACCAAGUGCAGCAACAAAUUUCAUUCCUCUUCAUUUUCUAUCAAGUCUGGGGGCACAGAAUUAACAUCAUCAUUUGGCAUUGAAUUUAAUGAUGAGUCUGAAACACUAAAAGCUGCAUCAUUUUACACAAGCUCUGAUUACAGAUGGGCAGUAAGCAACACCGGGAACUUCAUCUCAAACCCAAAUGGACCCCAGUAUAUAGCAAAGACAGAUUCUCAAAUCAUAGGAACUUUAGACUCUGAGCUGUAUAAGACAGCAAGAAUCUCACCAAGCUCACUGAGGUACUAUGGCCUUGGUCUGAAGAAUGGGAAAUACAGUGUUGAUCUUCACUUUGCAGAGAUAGUGAUGGAAGACUUGCAGUCUUGGAAAGGUCUUGGACGGCGCUUAUUUGAUGUUUACAUUCAGGGAGAGAGAGUUCUCCAAGACUUCAACAUUCAAAAGGAAGCAGGUGGAUCCAAGAGAGCCUUAAUAAAAACAUUCGAGACAAAUGUGACAAACACAAUCAUGGAAAUCCACUUCUUCUGGGCAGGGAAAGGCACUUGUUGCAUUCCACUUCAAGGCACAUACGGACCUUUAGUAUCAGCAAUCCAUGUUUCACAAGUCUCUACUAGUGUGGGUGAUUCAAACAGUGACAAAAAACGCGUAGGAAGACUGGUUGGAAUAGCAGUUGGAUGCGCAGCCGGGGUCGUGAUAAUCUCUUCCAUUUUCUACCUAUGGUGGGCAAAGGAGUCUUCAGGACACAAGAAAGUUUUCACAGACUCACCAAAGCAUAAUUUGGUAAGUUGAGGAAGCCACAUUCUGUGUGCUGUAACAAAUACUCCCAACCAUGUCUCUGCUUGUGGCUUCCCAAUAAUAUGAAAUAGUUGGGAUCUGUCUAUCCUUGUGAAUUUUAAAUUUUCGUUUGUGUUCCACAUUAAUUGUAUAAUAAUCUAUCAAGUUGGUUAG